Impatiens glandulifera is the source of this 1279-nucleotide messenger RNA. Its product is annotated as probable 2-oxoglutarate-dependent dioxygenase SLC1. Lineage: Eukaryota; Viridiplantae; Streptophyta; Magnoliopsida; Ericales; Balsaminaceae. The record is from RefSeq and is a predicted model, not a curated record. The coding region runs from base 33 to 1163 and encodes 376 amino acids. The transcript is spliced from 4 exons.
UAUAACCAGUAAUCACAAUUUUUUUUAAAAUUAUGACGGCUGCUGAAAUUAAAGAUGAAUCGACAUUAAUUGGAUCAGAGAAUCAAUUUCAGAAAGGAGUGAAAAGGUUAUACGAUAAAGGGAUUUCAAAGCUUCCAACACAGUACAUUUGGCCGGCGUUGGACCGACCAGACAUGUCGAAAACUCAGUCCGAUAAUCUUCAACUUCCGGUGAUUGAUUUCGCUGAGCUUCAAGGUCCAAACAGGAUUAGGGUUCUUGAAUCUCUACAAAAGGCUUGUGAAACAUAUGGUUUCUUUCAGGUGGUGAAUCAUGGGAUUCCGGUUGAUGUUACAAGUACAAUGAUGGAGGCAAGUAAAAGGAUGUUUGAAUUGCCUUUUGAGGAGAGAGAAAAAUAUAUGACGCCGGAUAUGGCGGCGCUUGUCCGGUACGGUACAAGUUUCAUACAAACUAUGGACGGAGUACUUUCAUGGAGAGACUUUUUUAAGCUGACAUGUAAUCCACCGGUCUCUCAGGCGGUUCAAAAUUGGCCAUCUUCUCCCAUUAAUUUUAGAGAAUUGGCAGUUCCAUAUGUGAAUCAAACAAGAAAUUUGUUCUUCAAGCUUGUGGAAGCCAUAUGGGAAAGUCUCGGAUUAUCGAAUACCAACUUAGGAGAUGAUACAAGUAAAACCGACGAAGAAGGGAGAGAAAUUUACGAAGAUUUAAAAGACGGCAGCCAAAUAAUCAUGAUGAAUUGUUUCCCACCAUGCCCGGAGCCCCAUUUAACCUUAGGAAUGCCACCUCAUUCGGAUUACGGAUUUCUAACUCUCCUUCUCCAAGACCAAGUCAAGGGCCUACAAUUACAGUUGGGAGGAAAAUGGGUGACCGUUGAACCAAUACCUAAUUCAUUUUUAGUCAAUGUUGGAGAUCAUCUUGAGAUCUUUAGCAAUGGAAGAUAUAAGAGCGUGCUUCAUAGAGUAAUGGCCAACUCGACCAAGUCUCGCAUCUCCAUAGCGUCUUUGCAUAGCGUUCCGUCAAGGACAGUGGUCAAGCCUGCAGGAAAACUAAUCGAUGAUAGAAAUCCAAAGCGUUAUAUGGACACAGAUUUUGCGACAUUUAUUAAGUACAUCACGUCAAAUGAAUUCAACAAGAAAAACUUCCUAGAGUCUAGAAAGCUAGUCAAUUGAAGGGUCGAUAAGAAUAUGUUGGUAAUACAUAGUUUCAAAUAAAGAAAUUGUCAUUUACGGACAAAUUGUAGACAUGUAAAACAAUUUUUGAAUCAAAGUAUAAGUAUUUACAUAUA